Messenger RNA from Phytophthora nicotianae INRA-310, 2064 nucleotides. RefSeq lists its product as hypothetical. NCBI's taxonomy places the organism in Eukaryota, Oomycota, Peronosporomycetes, Peronosporales, Peronosporaceae. Gene Ontology annotation, molecular function: ubiquitin-protein transferase activity. Bases 657 to 1835 code for a protein of 392 amino acids. The record is from RefSeq and is a predicted model, not a curated record. Gene Ontology annotation, biological process: protein autoubiquitination. The transcript is spliced from 3 exons.
CGUCUGCUGCUCAUCGUUGUUCGCCAUCGCGGAAGAUAUUCGUCGUCGUGGGCGCGUCUCCUAGGUACGGGUGCUGGAUCUUGAAAGGUUUCUCACACCUGAAACCGGCAAAUCGCACAGAGCCCAUGUGCUUUUUGUGACAUGGGUCGGCUCUAUUGUUGACUCGAGCGUUUUGGCAUGGCGUUGUCGUCUCCGACACGCGUGCUGGCAGGCCGUCGCAUGGUGUCAUGGCAAGCACCAAUGCUCAUUGGUCAUUGGACGAAGGCACCACCGUGCCGCGAGCCGAUUUGCAUGAAUAGCUACGCGCUGGGCGCGUGGUACGCUGAAGCUGAAGCUGUAGGACGGACUAGAACAAGAUGUGACUUCUCGCGCCAAAAACGCUUGCUGUCGUCGCCGCGAGCGCGCCACCUGGCGACGAUAGUCCACCUCGGACCAUGAUGUCAUUGCCAUCUUGAGCCUAUUGCAUUCAACAACUCGAAGAGAAGCACGCGCCUCUCGGCAAUAGAAAAGCCCGAGAUCAAUGCCCCUAUUCGCUGAUCUAGGCGCCACAUGCAAUUUCCUGAGAAAACGAAGCAGAAAGUAGAAUAAUCUUGGUGAAGCUCCGCCUCGAAAGAUGCGGGCGGCAAAUUCGCAGCCUUUAAACUGUAACCAACCAGAUGUCUACCGUAGAGACGACAGCGAUUUCCGAUUUUUCAGAAAACCCGCAAAAGACAAAGCCCCAACUUGGAAGCCAUUUGGCCAUUUUCUUCGUCACGCGCAGUUCUCAUCGCGCGCACCGACAGCUUAGACAAAAGAAAACUAUGGGCCAAUCCACGUCUAUCCAGGAAGACAAGAUGAAGAAGCGUAUUCGACAGGCCAUGGGCACGUUCAUGGACUUCGGCACGCACCUGAAGAAUGCGAACGAGUGGGCUCGGAUCUGCACGACGCCCAAGAACUGCUACCUGUCGUUCCGCAUCGUGAUCGACCCGAACGUGUCGGCUGAACUGCUGCCGUAUUUGUGGCGGAUCCACGGUAAUGUGGCUGUCGAGGUGCGGAAGAUGCGGCGUCCCGUGGAAAUGCAGCUGAAUCUGGGCGAGUUCCGCUUGGACAUACCGCGUGACCCAACGUACGAGCCUGAGAACUCCGAGACCAUCGGUCAGGCCAAGACGCUGACUAUCGCUCAGUUCUAUUACAUCUACUGCUUCCUGUCCGACGUUAAGGCGUGUGCCGCACACACCGUACGCUUCCCCGAGAAGACCACCAGUACUGGGGAGACGGACUUUGACGAAACCGAGUGCCAGAUCUGCAUGGACAAGAAGAAACAGGUCGCCUUGCCCUGCGCACAUAGCUUUUGCCUGAACUGCUUCCAGCACUGGAGCACACAGAGCCAAACGUGCCCUAUCUGCCGCGCCAAAUUCAACUGCUCCGAGGGCGACGAACUGUGGCAACUUACUUCGGACGAGGUGGAAGAUCUGGGCUCUUACGCAACAGAUUUGGUGGCUCGGAUCUACGAGUAUCUGGACAAGCGCGACAGGUCGAAACACACGGAAGAAGACAUCAAGAGAUCCGCGGAGCUUUACGCAGCCGCGCUUGCUGUAAAGCAGACGCCACUGCGCAAGUUUGUGCAUACAGACCUGUUCCCGACGGCGCUGCCGCUGGGAUUCCCGUCGAUCUUGCGCAGUGGAAUUCGUCUCGCGACAGAAUUCGACUCAGAUCUGAUGUUGGCGCUCGAGUUGGCGUCGGGUGAGGACCAGUACGCGGCGAUGCAGCACUUUGAGCAACUUCAGCGGGACCAAAUGCUCGCAGUAACGAUGGCCAUGCAGGCGGAGGCUGAAGAGAGUCCGGACGAGUCGUGACGGAGAGCGGGUCUUAUUUAUCGAGAAGAGAAGGAAGUAUCAUAUUGCGGAGCUAAUGCGGUCACUAUUCGGUGACUGCAACAACAGGGUGGACAGGACGGAAUGUCGAAUAGGGAAUCCAAAACAGGCGGGCUAGGCUCUCGUCGAGAAGAGUAGGUAGCAUUAGGAAGUAAAUCACUAGCUUUAUGUCUGUGAAGUGUUAAUGCACGUAGUUUGUUUGCCGGUGAAA